Molecule: messenger RNA, 1790 nt
Organism: Sinocyclocheilus grahami
Lineage: Eukaryota; Metazoa; Chordata; Actinopteri; Cypriniformes; Cyprinidae
Gene: notum1b
Product: notum, palmitoleoyl-protein carboxylesterase b
Exons: 13
Coding region: 65-1768 (567 amino acids)
Biological process (GO): protein depalmitoleylation; negative regulation of canonical Wnt signaling pathway
Molecular function (GO): palmitoleyl hydrolase activity
Source: RefSeq, a predicted model, not a curated record
GUGAUCUGAACGCAGGAGGAGGACACACAGUUCGCUUCAGGAUGAGAGGAUCCAGAGAGUUUGUAUGAACCUCCUGUGGAUUUAUAGAAGCAUGGAGAUGAUCCGAGUUCUGCUGGUGCUGCUGGUGCUGCUGGUUCUGGGGUCGGCGGAGGGCAGGAGGGUUCGGGGUCAGCGGACUCAGACACCCGAGAGCUUUCCUCUGGACUUCACAGCUGUGGAGGGAAACAUGGAGAGCUUCAUGACUCAGGUGAAGAACUUGGCUCAAUCCCUGUAUCCCUGCUCGACUCAGAAACUGGACCAGGAGAUGAAGCUUCAGUUCCUGAGGAACUCAUCGGUCACCUGUAAUGAUGGUUCACCUGCUGGCUACUACAUAAAGGAGUCACGAGGCAGCCGGCGAUGGCUGAUGUUCCUGGAGGGUGGCUGGUACUGCUUCAGUAAACACACCUGCGACAGCAGAUACGAGACCAUGAGGAGACUCAUGAGCUCCAGCAAAUGGCCUCCCACCAGGACAGGAACGGGGAUCCUGUCGUCUCAGCCCGAGGAGAAUCCACACUGGUGGAACGCAAACACAGUGUUUGUGCCGUACUGCUCCAGUGAUGUUUGGAGUGGCUCCACAGCGAAGACAGACCAGAAUGACUAUGCAUUCAUGGGUUCUCAGAUCAUCCAGGAGGUCGUUAAGGAGCUGGUGACUAAAGGUCUGGACGGUGCUAAAGUGCUGCUGCUAGCCGGGAGCAGCGCCGGUGGUACCGGAGUGCUGCUGAAUGUGGACCGUGUGUCGGAGCUGCUGGAGGAUCUGGGUCUCGGUUCGGUUCAGGUUCGGGGUCUGGCGGACUCGGGCUGGUUUCUGGAUCAUAAACAGUACCGCUUCACCGACUGCAUCGACACGAUCAGCUGUGCUCCGACCGAGGCCAUCAAGAGAGGAGUGCGAUAUUGGAACAGCGUGGUUCCGGAGCGCUGCAGUCGUGUGUAUAACGGCGAGGACUGGAACUGCUUCUUUGGCUAUAAGGUUCAGCCCACACUGAAGAGUAUCGCCGGUGGUACCGGAGUGCUGCUGAAUGUGGACCGUGUGUCGGAGCUGCUGGAGGAUCUGGGUCUCGGUUCGGUUCAGGUUCGGGGUCUGGCGGACUCGGGCUGGUUUCUGGAUCAUAAACAGUACCGCUUCACCGACUGCAUCGACACGAUCAGCUGUGCUCCGACCGAGGCCAUCAAGAGAGGAGUGCGAUAUUGGAACAGCGUGGUUCCGGAGCGCUGCAGUCGUGUGUAUAACGGCGAGGACUGGAACUGCUUCUUUGGCUAUAAGCUGAUGGUUGAUAAUGUCCAUCUGACGGGUCAGCCGGUGCAGGAGGGUCAGUGGAGAUACAUCCAGAACCUGGGCAGCGAACUCAGAAACACCCUCAAAAACGUCCCGGCCAUGUUCGCUCCCGCCUGUUUGUCUCAUGAGAUCAUCACAAGAAGUUAUUGGAUGGACAUCCACGUCAAAGGUACUUCACUUCCUCGAGCGCUGCAGUGCUGGGACCGCAGCCUCCGUCACCACGGCAACAGCAGCAGCAUUCAGGCUCCGCCCCGGGGCUGCCCCCUUCACUUGAUUGACAGCUGCCCGUGGCCCCACUGCAACCCCACCUGCCCCACCAUCAGAGAGCAGCUGACGGGGCAAGAGAUGAGCGUCAUCCAGUUCCUCACACACCUGGGCUUCGACGUGCAGCGCGUGGCACAGCAGCAGGGCAUGGAGCCCCACAAACUACUGGGCAUGCUCAGUAACGGCACCUGACUGCGUUUGCUCCGGCUCCGUC